AUGACUAUCAUAGUCUUUCUAAUAGAUACAUCAGCUUCUAUGAACCAAAGAGCUUAUUUGGGCGGACGCCCAACAUUACUCGAUGUAGCCAAGGGCGCUGUGGAAACGUUCGUAAAGGUUCGUCAACGUUCUCCUGAAAGCAGAGGUGACAGAUAUAUGCUUCUAACUUUCGAAGAGCCACCCGCGAACAUCAAGGCAGGAUGGAAGGAAAAUUUAGCUACUUUUAUAAACGAAUUGAAGAAUUUACAAUGUCUCGGUUUGACCACCAUGGGUGCUGCCUUGAAACAUGCCUUCGAUGUUUUGAAUAUAAACCGUAUGCAGACUGGCAUAGAUACAUAUGGACAGGGCAGGUGCCCAUUUUAUUUAGAACCAUCAGUCAUAGUGGUUAUAACGGAUGGCGGAAAAUUAUCAAGUAAUGCUGGCAUUCAGGAAGAGUUUAAUUUGCCAAUGAAUUGCCCUAUACCUGGGUCUGAGUUGACCAGAGAGCCAUUUCGGUGGGACCAAAGACUGUUCUCAUUGGUGCUUCGUUUGGCCGGUACACCUGCAGUUGAGAGAGAUACUGGUCUUGUGCCUUCUGAUUCUUCACCUAUCGACGCCAUGUGUGAAGUCACUGGUGGACGAUCAUAUUGUAUUACGUCGCAUCGAAUGCUCAUGCAAUGCAUCGACAGUCUGGUACAAAAGGUGCAGAGCGGUGUAGUGAUUAAUUUCGAGAAGAUCGGUCCGGACCCGCCUCCUAUAGACGGUGGGAACAAUAGAGAUGGUACUGAACAAACAGAAGAUAUAACACACGAUGUAGAUAAGGAAAUAGAUGGCGAUGGCGAUAGGAAUGGACGAUGGAACGGCGGUCCCUUUCAAACGGGAAUGCCCCCCAACCAAGGCCAAAGUGCGCCUCAAGCAUGGCAUUCUUGUCGUCGUCUUAUCUACGUUCCAAGAACUGUCGCCCAAAAGGGCUUCGCUGUCGGAUUCUGGCCUAUACCCGAGUCUUUUAGACCCGAUCCGAAUGCACCGACUUUGCCGCCUCGAUCAGCUCAUCCUGUGGUGAAAUUCACUUGCUCCAGUCAGGAGCCGAUGGUGAUCGACAAUUUACCUUUCGACAAGUAUGAGCUGGAACCCAGUCCCCUCACGCAGUUCAUACUUGCUAGAAAGCAGCCGACUAUAUGCUGGCAGGUUUUUGUUGCAAAUAGCGGUUGCAAAAACUCUGAGGUCAACCAUCCCUUUGGCUACCUGAAGGCGUCUACGAAUCUGACGUGCGUGAAUCUGUUUGUGCUUCCGUACAAUUACCCGGUAUUGCUGCCUCUGCUCGACGAUCUGUUCAAAGUACACAGAUGCAAGCCAACGCCUGAGUGGAAACUUGCUUUCCAACAGUAUUUGGAUAGAAUGCCAUCAUACUAUGUUGCACCUUUACGCAGAGCGUUAACUAAAAUGGGUGCAUCAGCGCCUCUCCUUCAAAGUUUGAUACCAGAUACCCAAGACAAUUCGCUCAGUUUCUCUGUACUAAACUACUUGAAAAGACUGAAGAACCAAGCUAAGAUUGAGUUUGAGAAACUGUGCGCUGAUGUCAUUAAUAAAGCCUCUAGUAAUAACACACAGAAGAUAGCGGAAAGCGUUAGAGUUAUGCCUCGUUCACCACUAAAGAAAGACUUGAUAACGCAUCCUUGCCUUCAAGACAAGUUUACUGCACUCCGGGAUCAGUUGAACGAAUUUGGAGGUUUCGUGGUUGGUCUGUCUAGAGGACGGCAUAAGACACAAGCGCACACAUAUAGAAACCCCUUCGAUAUACAGAGGCGGGAUCUGCUGGAUCAGGUGGUGAGGAUGAGGGCUAACUUCUUACAACCGUCGUUGGCUCAUACGCGUCUAGUGGACGAAGACAGCGUACACUCUAUGCCAGUCGCGCAGAUGGGCAAUUACCAGGAAUAUCUGAAGCGGAUGACGCCUCAGCUGAGAGAGAUCGAGUCGCAGCCAGUGCGACAACAUAUGUUCGGGAAUCCUUUCAAGAUAGACAAGCGCAUGAUGGUGGACGAGGCGGACGUUGACCCCGUCGGCGCGGCGGUGAGGGGAGCUGGGGGUGGCGGCGGGGGUGGCGGCAAGAGGGGCGCGGAGAGGCCCCCCGCGGCCCCGCCCAAGCGCAAGGCGGGUCCGUUGCCGUUGCACGUGGUGGCCCGCCGGCCGUCCUCGCCCGCCCCCCCGCCGGUCGUCACGCCGCCCCCCGCGAACGUGCUCCCCCCCGCGCCCGCCCUCGCUCUCCUCGCGCCGCUCUCGCCUGCGUUGAGGAGACCGACGUCACCGCUGGCGCCCGCCCCGCCGGAUUUACCGCCCCCGCGACCACCCGAGGAACCUCCAAUCGUGGACACAGGUGGACCGGUGAGUGGUCCAGCGCCCCCGCCGCCUUCGCCCCCAGUUCUUGCUCCUGCAAAUCUGCCGCCAGUUAUCAAGCCUUUUCUCAAUGGAGAUGCGUAUACGACGAUGGGCAGCAAAAUGCCGCGAUCGCCGUCACCGCCCCCAGAGCCAUUACCGCCGCCGCCUCCUCUACACGAUACUCAGGAGUUGCAGAUCAACGCCAUAUUGCAGGGCAUUGCUGCAGAGAACAAUUCUCAUUCUAGACCUGCCAAGCGGAAAAAAAAGACCGAAAAGCCGCCACCACCGCCACCUCUGGUAACCCCACCGCAGCCAUCGCGGAAAGAACUAGCCGAUAUCAAGAAGCACAACCUCGACGUCCGUACAGAAGUUUUUAGGGCGAUACGAAGACCGGGAAAAGAUUACACGAAACUGUUCGAACAUUUAAAACAAUUGAAAGGUGGUGUGGAUAUAAAAAAGGAAGUGAUACGAGACGUUAUAAACGAAUCGCUCAGGUUCAAGAGAAAGGCUCUCGCAAAUCUACUAGAAGACUUCUUAGCAGGACUUGAGAAGAACGGCAAUAGUGCUUCAGUAGGUAUGAAGAGAAUGGCCAAUGCCCUCUACGGUAAUACGAAUAACAAUCACAGCUAG
This is a messenger RNA of Diatraea saccharalis (sugarcane borer), 2985 nucleotides long. The record is from the annotation of a GenBank genome assembly. NCBI's taxonomy places the organism in Eukaryota, Metazoa, Arthropoda, Insecta, Lepidoptera, Crambidae.